GUCAUUGAUACAUACCUAUUCAUUGUAGCGGUAUAUAUGUAAGAGUGAAUUAAUUGUGAUUGUAUAUGUGCAAACUAAAAUUUUAAACAUGAGAGUUAUUGUAACCUUGGCCUUAUGCUGUUUUUUCCUAUUCCUACAAGUACAAUCUAAGAUGCUGAAAAUAUGUAUCCCAACCAAAAAGAAAUUGAGUGACUUAGGAGGAGAGCAUAUAUCGUUUGAGAAAACUCUGGCUAAAUUGAGAGAAGAGAAAGAUGAGGUAAAUAUUACCGGAACAUUUCCAGUACAUUUGGAUCUACCGGAUGUAAUAAGUGGUGACGUAAUCCUUACUGAUUUAACAAUUAGUGGCUUUCUUGAUACCAGUAUAUGCCUAUUUCCAUCUUUAAGAGUACCUGUGAAUAUCACCAUUAAUACCUUAAAAAUUCAAGGAAAAAAUUACAAAUUACAAUGUACCGUAUCGGAUCUGAUGGAUUUACAUGGAGAUGGAGAAUUCGAGAUUAAUUUAGAGGGAGUUUCCUUUGCCGUAACGGAUUUGUUGCCAUGGUACCCACUCAAUUGUGUGAGGGUAAAUUUGGGGACGAAAUUACAGAAAAUGACGGCAAAGUUCGAUAACAUGAUGGAUGGAGAUGAAGUAGUGCAGCCGUUAAUAAAUGCAGUCAUUGGUGAUUUAGCUCCCGAUUUUGUUGAUUAUUAUUGGCCAAUAAUAUAUGAUGCAAUGGAGCCCUUGAUACAAAAGAUCAUUGACAAAUAUGUCAAUAAAGUUGAGUUGGGAAAUCUUCUAGCCCACCUGAGUAAAGAGACAGGUUUACAAAAAGACAAUAAGAAAAACUGUUACAAUUUGUAGUGAAACAUACCUAUAUACAAAUAAUGAUAAUUCAUUCACUUACUUGAUUGACAUUAUAUAAUUGUUUUGUUCAUACAUUAUGCAUAUUUGUUAAUCACCUUUUUGUCAAACAUGAAUGGAUCCAAAAAAUUAAGGCAUCGAAAGAU
Molecule: messenger RNA, 987 nt
Organism: Coccinella septempunctata (seven-spotted ladybird)
Lineage: Eukaryota; Metazoa; Arthropoda; Insecta; Coleoptera; Coccinellidae
Exons: 6
Coding region: 89-841 (250 amino acids)
Source: RefSeq, a predicted model, not a curated record